CAUAGCCCUCGAAUCCAGGAAGCCGUAGCAGUGACUUUAUUGGUGCAGCAUAGCCAUGGCAGUGUUUAAAGCUUCGUAGGUAGCCACGACCCUUCACUUUUUCCACUGAUAAGCUCGAAUACCACUGUCUCACAAUUGGCUAUCUUGGUCACAUCUCUAUGGCUACGUUUCCUGCGUUGUGGUUCUUCUGGACAUGUACAAAGAUGGCAAACAUACUGGAUACAAAAGUGGAGGUGACAGGUUUCAGCAGAUAUGGUAUUUUUUUCUUGUUUUCUGCAAAUAUGUUUGAUGUGGGUAUAUGUAUAGCAAAGACAAAAGCAGCAUCCUUCUUCUCAGCCUCUCGUCAGGAAACAGCAAUACAUUUUCUCGUAGCAACAUCAUAGCAAAUCAAAGCGAUAUAUGACCACUCAGUACCAAUGCACUCUGUCCACAU
Aureobasidium pullulans EXF-150 is the source of this 433-nucleotide messenger RNA. RefSeq lists its product as uncharacterized. Lineage: Eukaryota; Fungi; Ascomycota; Dothideomycetes; Dothideales; Saccotheciaceae. The record is from RefSeq and is a predicted model, not a curated record. The transcript has a single exon. Bases 159 to 383 code for a protein of 74 amino acids.